AUGAAGUUGAGCUGUUUCAGUGUUGGUGUUACUCUUGCGGUUGCCGCAGGGGUUGCCAUAGCGUCAGACGUGCCGGAAUAUAAGCCAUUGAAAAAAUCAGUGUUGAAGAAUGCAGCCAUUUUUGAACAAUUUGAUUAUGAAGAUAUUAAUGAAUCGCCUUGGAGAAUCAGCCAUGCAGAGAAAGAUGACGAGUUCACUUAUAGAGGCCAGUGGGCAAUUGAAACAUCAAAGGUAUACCCUGGAUUUAAAGGUGAUAAAGGAUUAGUGAUGAAGACCCCUGCGGCUUACCAUGCAAUUUCGUAUAAAUUAAAUGAAUCGUUUGAUAAUACUGAUCAGGAUUUGGUUUUACAAUAUGAAAUUAAGUUACAAGAUGGAUUAAGUUGUGGUGGGACCUAUGUUAAGCUUUUGAAUCAAGGGUAUGAUGAAUCUGAAUUCAAUGGAGAAACCCCAUAUCAAAUUAUGUUUGGACCUGAUGUUUGUGGAUCCAAUGAUAAAGUACACUUUAUUAUAAAUAGACCAAACCCCUCCACUGGAGAAGUUGAAGCACAUCAUUUAAGAACUGCACCAAUGUCAAGAAAUGAUCAGUUAACUAAUCUUUAUACAUUAAUUUUGAAAAAGAAUCAAGACUUUGAAAUUAGAAUUAAUGGAGAUGUUGCUAAAGCAGGUAAUUUAGUUAAAAACACAGCUUUAUUGACUCCUCCCUUGAAUCCUCCUGAGGAAAUCGAAGAUCCUUAUGAUACAAAACCUUUGAGUUGGGAUGAUCGUAAAUUUAUCCCCGAUCCAAAUUACCCAGCAAAACCAGAUGAUUAUGAUGAACUUUAUGGGAAUGCGUACAUUCCAGACCCCGAGGCAGUCAAACCCGAGGAUUGGGAUGAAAGUGAACCUCUAUUUAUUCCUGAUCCUGAAGCAGUUAAACCAGAAGAUUGGAAUGACGAAGAAGAUGGCGAAUGGAUUUCUCCCGAUAUUAUAAAUCCAAUUUGUGAAACUAAAGGAUGUGGUGAGUGGCAACCUCCAAUGGUACCAAACGCAAAUUAUAGAGGUAUUUGGCUACAACCAGAUAUUAUUAAUCCAAAUUAUAAAGGAACCUGGAAACCUCGUAAAAUCUUAAAUCCAGAUUAUUACGAAGAUAAAACUCCUUCAAAUAUUGGAUUAAUCGAUGGUAUUGGGUUUGAAUUGUGGACUAUGAGUAAAGACAUCAUGUUUGAUAAUAUUUAUUUGGGUCAUUCGAUCAAAGAAGCUGAACUAAUUGGUAAUUUAACUUAUAAUCCAAAAUCAGUUCUAGAAAAUGAUGAUUACGAUUUGAAUAGACCCCGUGCUCCAAUUGAACCAAUCCAACCUCCAGUGUCUUUCGAAGAUUUUUUGAAUGACGAUAACGAAUCCACUUUAACCCAAUUCAUUGAAUUUAUUAGAAUUGUUUUCUUAAGACAAUUUUUAGAUAUAAAAGAUUUUUACUAUGAAUUCAGAUUAAAUCCCCUUGACCUCAUCUUAAAUGAGCCUUUGAAAUUCGUCGUUUACUGCUGUGCUUUCUUGACCAUAUUCACCUUUGGUUUUGCUAUUAUUAACGUACUUGUAUUUGUAUUGGCUGCUUCGAAACAAGAACUACCAAAGAACGAAACCCCCGAGCAAGAAGCCAAAAUUGUCGAAAUCAAAGACGAUGAGCCAUCGGCCACCGGUGUCGAAGAACACACCACCAAGCCCAUCAAAAGACACUGA
Messenger RNA from Hyphopichia burtonii NRRL Y-1933, 1713 nucleotides. RefSeq names its product calnexin. Gene Ontology annotation, biological process: protein folding. The transcript has a single exon. Gene Ontology annotation, cellular component: endoplasmic reticulum; endoplasmic reticulum membrane. Gene Ontology annotation, molecular function: calcium ion binding. The coding region runs from base 1 to 1713 and encodes 570 amino acids. Lineage: Eukaryota; Fungi; Ascomycota; Pichiomycetes; Serinales; Debaryomycetaceae. The record is from RefSeq and is a predicted model, not a curated record.